AUGGCAACUAGAGUUAACAGAAAAAAUGCUCCUGCGACCUCACCUAAGGAGGUAGUGGCGUCGGAAAAGGCGCAAUCGAAGAAUGAAGCAACGGCCGACGUACCAAAAACUGCCGGUACACCCAAGUCAAUAGGUAAAAGAAUAGCCAAAAAUAUCCCUAAGAGUAUAGUGAAAAAACCUUUACUAGGAGUCACGCUGAAAGCCAAAGGAAGAAAACCACUUAAACUUAACCCUCUAGCUAAAGCUGCGCUUCACUCUACUAAAAGUGCAGAGAGCAAAAAUAAACUUCUUAAAAACGGUGUAAAAGAAAAACGGUUCAGGAAAAAGAAAUUGAAGGUUGUUAAAGAAUUAGAGGACAAUCCGCCUGUCUUAGAACCGAUAUUUCCAUUGGAUGAGAACGUUAAGAAACAACCUAAGAAACGAGGACCUAAGAAACAAAAAACCCAAUCCGAAACCACGGAAUUGUUGGACGUUAAUGCUAUUAAAGUGGAAUUGGAAGAUAAUCCAACAUCUACAGAUACAAACAACGUACCACCUCUUCCAAAACAAGGAAAGAAGCGUGGUAGAAAGCCAAAGGUUCAAAAGGAGACAAUAGAAGAUGUCAUGAAGGACUUAUCGUUUCUUAUUAAAGCAGAGGAUAUCAAGGUAGAAGCAGAUGAUUUGUCCGAGUCUUCCAAGAGUGAUAUAAUAUCGAAACCUAAAAAGAAUAUAAAGAAAAUAAAGUUAGAUUUAUUAAACAGUAAUAUAAUCAAAAAAGAAAAUUUAGAAAAUGCUCCUGUUAAAUUUGACUCCUCUGCUGAGAAAAUAAUAGAAAUGUUAGAUCUGAAUGUAGCUACGUUAAAAAAGAAAAACAGAGCCAUCGGAAGGCGGCAUAGUAUUGAAAAAUGUCCGUUUAGCCAAGGGGAUACGACUGAUACUCUUAACAUUUUUAAUCAUCUUCCCAGAAGCCUUAGUCCACGGGCGAAACGGAAAGGAAAACCAGAAGGUACUAGUAAUCGGUCUAGUCCGUAUAGUACAAGAUCUGAUUCCCCAGCCAGAAUACUAAGAAAUGGAAAGCAGAGAAAAUUAAAAUUAGGUUUAUUAGACGGACUAGACUUGGAAGUGAAAAAAAGAAGACGGCUAGGUUCUGAAAUGGGUAGCGAAGUAGGUUUUAAAUUAUCAGGCUAUGAGUCAGAUAGUAGCUUUUCAGACUUAUCGUCCGUACACGGAACUGAAAGUAACGAAGCCUUAAAAGAUGAAACUGAUACUAAGCCUAGCAUAAGCACUGCCUCUAAUGGACCAAUUGAUAGCUUAGCUCUAGUAGACACUAAUUCCAAUUAUAAUAAUGUAACUAUAAAAACAGAAUCAACUAAUAUUCUACCGGAAAAGGACGCUUUACUAGAUAUAAUGAAACAAGCUUUUAACGAAGUAGACCUAAAAAAGAGUACCAAAUUUAAAGUUGGAACAGUAGUUAGCUCACGAUUUUACGGCAAAAGGAGCUCAACACCGUCACAGGGUAAACCGGAAACAAUCAUUAAAGAUAGUCUAAUAAUUGAACCAGAAAUCAGUGAAAAAAUUGCUGACGAGGCUCCACCUCUUAUAGAAAACACUCAGGAGUGUUGUACGGCAGUGACUGAUGUUGCUGAAACGGUAACAGAACCUACAGAAAAUUUAGAUACUGAGGAAAAAAUAGUAGAUGACGUAGUUAAAUCUACAGACAUUAUCACCCAAGAUACUUUAAUUAAUAAUUCAGAAGAAGUAAAACCUGAAACGACAGAGAAAGCUGAAGAAGUAAAACCUGAAACGACAGAGACAACCGAGGAAGUAAACCUUGAAACGAUAGAGAAAGUUGAAGAAGUAAAACCUGAAACGACAGAAAAAGUUGAAGAAGUAAAUCUUGAAUGUAACAGUUACCCAGAGGUGGAGCAGCAAUUAGAAGUGCCUGUUAGCACAGAAUCUGAUAUUAAAGUUGAUGACCCGGAACCUAUGGAAUGUGAUAAAUUGGCGAUGGUUGAAGAUUUACAGUCAGAAUCUGUUGAUGAAAACCAAUUAGAUAUUGAAGCACCAAUUUUAGAACCAGAAGUUUUACCAGAAAUCGGACCUAAAGAAGAAGAAAAACUACUUGAACCAGAAGAACCGUACACGGAGGCUACUGAGGAUGUAGAAGUAAAAGAUGUUGUUAACGAGGAGGAAAUGUUGCAAGAAGAGGAUAACGAAGUUGCUGCCGAGACUGCGACAGAACCAAUGGAGGAACAAAAAUCAGAAGUAGAGGAAGAAAAUUUGAAUACCAUAUCGACUGAGAAUAUUAAUGCUGUGAUUACUGAAAAUACUGUAGAAGACUAUAAUCUCAAUUUGGAAAAAGCUUCGGAGGAUAUAGCCGAAAAGGAGAGUAUUUUGAAGGUUAGUAAAAUUUUUAAUACAAAGCAUCUUCCUCAUCGUCCUGGAAACACGGACCACAAUCUUCAGACACGGCUGGUGCGCACAGAAAAUCACAUUAUUCUAACAGAUCUAACAUGGGCAUCUUCCUCAUCGUCCUGGAAACACGGACCACAAUCUUCAGACACGGCUGGUGCGCACAGAAAAUCACAUUAUUCUAACAGAUCUAACAUGGCUGAGACACAUUUAACACGAGAUUCCUGUCUGUGCGAUGCUUGUUACCGACAUGUUGAUCGAAAAUCAAAUACACCUUCUUACAUGAAUAAAUCUCUCAAACGGAAUUCAUUGGUUGCACCUGGCCCUAGACAGAAUCACUGCCACGUUUUAGGAUGUAAUAGAGAAUCAUCGAAUAUAUUGCGAAGAAAAUGGAUUAUAAAGAUGAGGAAAAGUAUUUGCCAAGUGAUAAAUAUCGAUCUGGACAAUCCAGGACUGCACUCUAUCCCCAUUUGUGACCAACACUACGCAGCCUUGGAACAUCUCAUGAUUUGCGCGAUGUGCAAAAGAAGAUUGGCCAGAAACCAUGUCCAAUAUUUGGGUCCAGAGACAACUGAAUUAAAUAGAGUUCUUAACGAAAACGGAAUACCUCUCAAGUUGAAUGAUAAACCUGUAGUGUUGUGCAAACUGUGUAAAUGUUUUGCUACAAUUAUCCUGAAAAAUCCAAGUGAAAGGCUUGAGACAAGCGUUAAUUUCCUUAACGAGUACAAAAAGCGACUUCUCCAUUUCAAUGACAUUGUACCAAUGGAUGAAUCAGAAGCUGAGGAACCAAUUAUCGUACCCAGCAGAGCAGAAAGGAUAGAAAAUCUGAAGAGAAAGAAAAAACUGGUUAAAAAUCCAGCUGCUCUAGAUCGUACGGAUGUAGAAGAUCAAGAAGAACCUUCCGCGAGAGAAGAAAGGGUACCUUCAACUGACACAAACAGUCAGUCGAGGUCAGAAUCGCCGAGCGAUGAUUACAACGGAAUCGAUUACAAUACGCUUAUACCCGCCAUCGCGAUGGAAAUCGGAAGUGACACGGAAGGGAAGAGAGAUGGAAAAUCGCCUAAUAUGAUUAAAAAGUUAACCGAUAUGCAUCGAGAAGGCGUAGAAAUAGUAAAAAUCGUAAAGACCGAAAAAUCCAAAGCCGGCGAAGCGAGCACUAGCAAACUUGGGUUCAAUUCCUCGGUCUCAGUUCGACAACUAUUUCCAGGGGAAGAUGACCUUUCUUUAACAGGCAACAUAGAAUUUAAUAACGUCAAGGAGAAAACUCCAGAUGGGUGGGAGAAGUGCAGUUCCGUUAUUCAGUAUGAUGAGGAAACGAAAAGACUAUGGCAAGAAUUGCAGAAACCAUAUGGCAACCAAAGCAGCUUUUUGAGGCAUCUCAUUCUUUUAGAGAAGUACUUUAGAAAUGGUGAUCUGGUACUAUCACCUAAAGCUAGUCACCAUUCAAUCAAUUAUAGUGAAUCUGUGCAUAAUAGAUUAAGAGCUUACGACAACAUACCUACCAGUGCUGGUAAUAUUCAACCUUUAAGUAUGCUUCCUUUCAAUAAAAUGUCCAGCAAAAGCAGUAGUAUUAUAUCCAGCGGAGUUAUUCCACCAGCGUUGAACAGCUCAGUUUUCACUAUCUCCUCCAUCCAGAACCCGAACAAUCCCAAACCAGUGGGCAGUACCGCGAUGUCAGUAACCAGUGUACCAAUUAAUCAUGCGAAAAGUACACCUUUAACUAUAUCUCAGCUCAACAGCCCACCUCUACUUCCAUCCACGGCAACACUACAACCGAUCAGACCGAAGAUGGGAGCCCCGCCUGGCUUGAUUUCCUUGCAUCCCGGAACUUCUCGGCCGAUAGCGCCUUUAGUCAAAGUACCUCAGCCUCAGAAAAUUAAGUUCCCUAUCACCAAGAAUUGGAGACCUAAUCUGAUACCAAUUGAUCCUACCAAGAAGCAAGGAAGAAAGACUGGUUUGGUUCAGGUAAUUUCUUGUGGUAAACCGUACCACAUAACCCUCGAAGACUACAAGAAGAUGUGCGCCAUUAAACGAAGUUUCGAGAUGAAGCAACAGCGUCUUCAAGAAGCCCAACCGAAAUCGAUAUUUGUCACCCAUAAUUCCGUUCUUAAGUCAAUUACCCCUAGAAAGGGAUUAGUUAUAUCUAAAACAGCGACUGUCACCGCUCCGCCCAAGCUGGAACCUCCUGAGCUAGUUCCAGAAGGUGAGAAUAUUCUAGACAAACUUGACAAACAGGUGGAAAAAUUAGAAUCUAAGUUAAACGAGAAAUCUUAUAUUCCUAGAAUCCCGAAAUCGUUGACUGUCAUACCGCAGACAGUGACCAAGAAGACUUCGAGGCCUUCGAGUCCCGUGUUACUCAUCACACCCAAGAAUAGCAGUGGCAAGUCAUGAUCGCAUUCAAUGACAAUUGUUCAAAGUGCCUAUUAGAUAUUUGGUGAGUUGGUAGAAAUUUGGAAGUACUGUAUUACCAAGUAUAAAAAUUAUAUUAAUAAGCCAUGAUAAUCGAUAUUCAUUUUUGAUAAUUAUCUUGGAACUGUUGAUUUUUAUUCAAAUUUUAAUAUGGUUGCCAGUUUGUAAACAACUGCACGAUUCGACUAUUCUAGUGAUUCCUUGUAAUAUUUAAAAUGCAUUUCAACUUUGUUCUUUAUCGAAAAGACUGAAUGUAAGUAAAUAGUUGUGUUUGAUAUAACUUUAAUAUAGUUUAAAUGAAAAAUAUAUAAGUAUAUUAUUAGCAAAGAAACUGAAAGUGCUCAAAAUACUUUCAAGAAUAUGAGUGCAUCUUUAAGAUUUCACGAAGUAAUUUGAGGAGAAGCUAUAUUUUUAUUAGCAACUUUAUUUAAAUACUUUUGUUCAUAAAGUGAUUAAUAGGAAACAAGCAUCAAAUACAAAUGAUAUGAAUAAAGCGUACGGAAGCAAAAGAAAUAUUAAUAUUGUCAAAAUUUCAAAAUUAAAAGUUGUUUUUGUAGGUAAUGUGUAGAAGCGGAACUUUCUAUGAAAAUAUUCAAAAACGUAAAUUAAAACAAAAGUGGAUCCUAAAUAUGACGUCAUUAACAUAGCUCUACCAAGAAAGUUAUCGUCAUAUUUGAUAUGUUUCUUUAUCAAGUACCAUUUUCGUUGCGAAGUUGGUUAUCAUCGGAACUGCUCAAAUUUCUGAGUCAGAAUAUAUGUCUUCUUCCGAUACUUUGUCCGUAUGAUGCUGUAUAUUUCACCAUUUAUUGCAUUUCCCCUGCUUUUCUCUUUAUUUCUAAUCCACCAGGAAAAUGCAAUUCCUGUAGUUGGCUGUACACUGUAUACCAUAAAUCACAAAAGUUUUAUUUCAAAAUCCUUUAUUAUGCCGAAGAGGAUAUUUUUAAUUAUAUACCUUUUAUAAAGCAUUAAAAAAACUUUUUUUUAUUUCUACUUACUUUUUUUUUCAAAUUUUUCAGAUACUUUCAGUGGUAAAUCCCCUCAAAGAUUGAUUACAAUGCUUCAUCUUAAUUGGUGUCUUUACUAAUCCGCAUUAACUUCAUCGUUUGAAUGUUAAGUUAUAAUUGCUCAGUCAUCAAUCUCACCAGGUACUUUAAAUUGACAUAAUUAUUACGGUAUUGUCUGCCCGACGAAUAUUGUUGACUCUGAAAGGUCACUGAAAAUCCACUGUUUUAUUUUCUAAAGCAUUUUUCAUAAUUUUUUCCAAGUAUACAUUAAAUAGUAACAUUAUACAUAACUUGCCUUACUGCUUUUGUUUUUUAACUUGUAAGUUGAAAUCUUAACUCCAACACGUAUAAAUUUGAUAUUUAUCACGCUGGUGAAUUUUUAUUUAAAAAGGUUUCAAUGAGUUGAGUAUGGCGAACAUUGUCAAAAGCAUUGUUAAAAUCUAUAAAGAAAGCUUCAAAGUAUUUUCAGUGUGUGGCACGAGGCUUUUUGUUCGGUAGUCGAUGCAUUUGUCGCUCAUAAUCGAUUAUAUUUCUUUUUGCAUUUGCUGAGCUUUUUGUAACGAUUUGUACUGGUUUUUAUCUGUAUUUUUGCGGUUUCUGUCUUCAGUUAGAUCCAGAUUUUUUAUCAACGCUUCUCUUUUUCUUUAUAGGUGUUAACGUUAUUUAUUUGCAUGUGUUUUUUAUUUUUCAAACACAAUUCUACUUUAUUUUCCUUUCUGACAUGUCCACACGAAGGCUCGUGUUUAGGUUAGGUUUGAGUUGAUAUCCCUUUGUUUUUUUUUUUAUUUUAUGCUACUUAGAGUGGUCGCUAUAUAUUUAUGGACGAAAAUGACUUUAUUGCUUUUCAAAAUAUUCUUUAUCGAAAUCAUUCGAAAUACACUUAAUUGCUAUACACUUUAUUGAUACACUUUUUGCAUGGGUUUGAACCAAUCUUUGAAGCACUCUUUCCACAUAGAUGUAGGUAACUCCAAAACAUGGGUUUUGAACGCUUCAACCAAUUUAUUUUUGAUGUGCUGGAAUAAAACGAAGUCAUUGGGUGCCAAAUCAGGACUGUACGGCGGAUGACUCGUUAAUUCGAUGUUUUGAUGGAUGAUUUUGAAAGAUGAUUCGUCAUUUCUUAUUCUUUUUCCGAAUUUCCCUAGCAACUUCUAGCAAGCAAAUGGUUGUAUACCAUUCAGAAUUGACAGGCUUACGUUCUUGUAACGGCACUGUAGCUACAUGUCCAUUUAUAUCAAAUAAACAAGGGACCAUUCGAUUCGAUGUGCUUUUUUCACCAACAACUUUUGUUGGAUUUUGUUCAUCUUUGGCUCUAAAUAGUUUUGCACUACUACAUUUAUACCACUCUCUUACUUCUUCGUCUUCUCAGAUUUUUCUUUGAUGUUUUGUCUGCUCUGGGUGUCAACUCGUACAUUGGCAGUUUUAUUCCAAUAUAGAUUAGAUAUAAUUCUCAUGUAACGACUCUCAGUAUGUUUGCUUUUUAAUAUAUCUACAAGCUAUUAAUGUUGAACCUUAUAAAAUACCUUUUUAAAGUAUACAAAACAUAAGUAGAUGUCCUUAUUCAUGUCCAUGCAUCUUUAGGCCAGUACAUUCAAGCCGAACAAAGCAUCUCUUGUACCCAUACUAUUUCUAUAGCCAAAUUGUGUGUCAAUAAUUUCAUAUUCAUGAAUUUUAACAAUUCUGCUGUGUAUUAUUUUCAAAAAUGUUUUAAAUGUGUGACUUUAAGUUUGUUACACUUGAAUUUUUAGGAAUUGCUACAAAGAUUGAUUGCAGCUAUUGUCUGGAUAUUGUGGCAGUGUGAUACAUUAGAAAAAAUAAUUAAAUCAUUACAUCAAAAACAUCUUUGUCGAUGAGUUUUAAUAAUUCGAAACAGUUGCUGGAUGUUGGAUGCAGUAGCGCACGUAGAAUUUUCCUCUGGGGGGAGGGGGGUUUUGGUUGGGCACCGAAAUUUUUUUAUGCUACCUCCACCAUUUUAAGUACUUAAAAUUUGUGAAUAACAGUGUCGGAAGAGGGUUCUGGGGGGUCUAACCGCCAAACCCCCCCCCUGGGUACGCCACUGGUUGGAUGUAAUUGAUCCAGUGGCACAAUCUUUCUUUCACAUUAGUAAUAAUAUCCCCUUUAUCAUUUUUAAGAAUAUUCGUCCCUGUGUUUUUUCUAGAAUCUGCAAUUUCUUUGAUUUUUUGCCUUUUCCUUGGAUCUGUCGUAGAGCCACCUCUCUUUUGCUUCUCGAAUUUUCUCUCUGAUGUUUCUUUGAAUUUCUUUGUAUUUAUUCAGGUUUUUCGCUUUAUGUUUUCUUCGUUCUUCCAUAAGUUCAAGAAUUUCUACUGUCAUCUAAGGUUUUCUUUUUCUCCAAGUAGUUUGAGUGUUUCUUUUCCAACUAACACAAGGGCAUGAUGUUGAAUUUUUCCCCAUUUCCCCAUUUUGGUCAAAAGUUUCCGCAUUAUUAUUUUUGUUUAUUUAAUUUUCUUCAAGUUUUCGUUUAUUUAAAGUUUCAUUUCCAUAUUUCCAUAUAUAUCGUCUUCUUUGAGCUGCCUUGUAUCCAUGGUUUUCUUGAAGCUAGGGUACUUUACAUUCUUUACUUCACUCUUACCGACAAAACAACCGGGUCGUGAUCGGAGGAUAUGGCAGCUAUUGGAUAAGUUUUGGAUGAUAUUAUAGAGUUUCUAUAUUUUCUGUUGACGAUAAUAUAAUUUAUAUGAUUUCUUACUAUUUUGUUUGUCAGCUGGUGACUUCCACGUGUAUAAGUGUGUAGUUUGAACAAGGUAUGUGCAAUUAUGAAUUUCUCGUUGAUCAGAAAUAAAAAUCAACCAACCUAUUGCCACGUUCAUUCCUCUUUUCGAGUCCAUAUCUCCCCACACAAUUCUCCACUUAUUGUGGGCCCACUUUAGUGUUUAAAUCGCCUAUUAUAUUAUUUAUAUCAUGGCCUUUAGUUAGCUUUAAGACAUCGCCAAUUUGUUCACAGAAAGCAUCUAUGGUUUCUUCAUCUUUGUCAGCAGUGGGUGCAUGUACUGGAUUGUAAUUAUUUUACGUUUUAAAUUUACGAGUUGAGAGACAGCAUCAAUACUCGAUCAAGGUAGCUAACAAUGUUACAAACAUCUAUCUGUAAAUUAUGUUAAACGAAAAUAAUGUAUCUGUAUCUUUACUACACAGUAGAUAGUUUCUUUGUAGUUCUAAAUAAAAAUUUUAAUAUUUUAAAGGUCACACUUUACCUUUCAAAUAUAAAUAUUACUAAAUGUUGGUAAAUGUUUAAAAAACGGUGCUCUAAAUGGAACUGAUUGACACUUUAAAAGAAUUUAAAAGUUUUUAUAUUUUUGGAGUACUUCCUAAUUUCGCCCAUCACCAUUACCCUAUACAAAUUUCAGAAUACUUUUAAGUUUAAAAUUUCAUUUUAUAGAAUGUUGGUAUAAUAUGAAAUAUUUACUUCGUGAAAAACCUAAUUAAGUACUUGUUAAAAUAUUGACAGUUGAAAUAAUAUUUUUUUAAACACAAAAAAUAAAAAAAACAAAAAUGUAAAUAUUAUUGACUUGUACAUAUUAUUAUGAUUACAUGUAGUCGAUAAGUAUGUCUUAAAUUACUGAAUGUUACAGUAUAUGGAGUUCUUCUUGGUACAGUUCACAUCAAAAGAUAUUAAAAUACUCGUAUUUGAUAUCAUGGUUUGAGUUUUUUAAUGUAUACUUUUUGCUUGUGGCUCUAUAGUAUGUUAAAUCUGAUGUAGUUUUCUCCUUUAUCUUCUCUACUACAGAAGGUAAUAUGAUAUUAUCUUUGAUCAUAUUUCGUCGCGCAUUAUAUGUAUAAAAGGGUUUCUGUUCAAAUAUCUUUCUCUACACAAAAUUAGUCAUUCUGCGAAUUACAUACACUUGGCUGUACUAUUGCUUUGUAAAUAGAUAUAGCUAUACAGAAUUGGAAGUCCAAGAUAUGAACAGGCGGUAGAUACAUCUGUUGAUUGUUCUAUAUCCACAGCCUUUUAUAGACUAAGAGCUGAUAGACAUUUUUUAAAGUAAAGGAAACUUUUCGUUCUAAAAAUACAGCUUGGUUGACUCGUGAAGACUAUAAUGGCUGGUCCGUCCCUUGAAUGAGUUGAUGUGUCCGCGUACUUUCUUUUUAAUUUCGUCGUCAAGUCUGUGGUAGUUUCCAUGUUUUCCCCUUUUAUCACUUGGGGCGAUCCCUGUUUUCUUCAUACUACUGACUAAAUAUUACAGCGAAUUGUAAAUAUUAUAGCUUUUCUUUCCCUCCUUUUCUUUCUCUGUCUGAACAAAUUUUUGAUCUGAUAAAAUUGUCUGGCCUAUUUAUUUCCUAUUUUAUUGAAUUCUAAAUUGAAAGACGUUAAAAUUUUAGAUACUACUUGAACUUGUCUAGCAGCUCUUGUCUGUCGAAGUAAUCUGGUCGAAAAGAAGCUGUUGUUGUAUGGGCUCUUUCGUAAAUGAAGUAUUUACUUCAAUUUAGCAGCACAUGAAUAAAUUCAAUAUUAAGUUUUAUAUGUCCCUUGUAUUACUGGUUUUUUGUUAAAUAUUUCCUAAUUUUCUUUCGCACAUUGAUUCUUGAAGUUGUUGCGGAGAAACGUGACCUAUAACCUAUAAUAUUUUUGAUUUAACUGUUACUUUAAUAUGGAAAUAAACUUUUCAUAUAGUCGAAAUUUUGAGUUUGGGCAUGUUGAGUUAUCAAAUAAUCCUGUAGGAAUGUACUAGUCCUAGUGCUACUGCUAAAUUGCGAUUCUGUGUUAUCUAUCGGCAUGAAAUAAUAUGUAGGGACCUUAAAAAGAACAAUAGUAAACAUAUAUAAAUAUUUUUAAUACGAAUUGAUUUGUAAAUGUUGUCAUAUAUCAUAAUCUUGUUCAUAUAUCUUAUUUUACCCGAAUGUUGAAGGUAUAACAUGUGACUUUUAUAAAACAUUUCUAAUUUUUUUACAAUAUCAACCGAUUUUCGUCAAAUAUUAAAUGAUUACCAUAUUAUAGUUUUAUUUUACU
Molecule: messenger RNA, 10764 nt
Organism: Diabrotica balteata
Lineage: Eukaryota; Metazoa; Arthropoda; Insecta; Coleoptera; Chrysomelidae
Source: the annotation of a GenBank genome assembly